CUUUCCGACGGCUACCAGCUAUAUUCGUCAGCGGUGAAAAUCUUUUCGCCGUUUAAAUUGUAAGUUUUUCACACUUAUUUGAGGGAAAUUAUUCUCUAUUUGUGCUUGUGCCUAGAAGAACGAUUGCGCUAAUCAAAUUCCUUGAAAGUUUUAAAAAAACAGGUAUACACGACUUUUAAAAACCAAACAUGUCACGUUUCUUUGCAACCGGUUCUGACUCUGAGACCGAGUCCAGUGAUGAGGAGGUCCCAGUACAAGCGUACAGCAAAGCGACCAACUUCCAAUUCAGUGAUGAUGAGGAGGAAGUUAAACGCGUUGUGCGUUCCACCAAGGAAAAACGCUAUGAAAAUCUGACAGCAAUUAUCAAGAGCAUACGCAACCAUAAGAAAAUUAAGGAUAUGUCGAGUAUUUUGUCAAGCUUUGAAGAUCUGACACGCGCCUACACUAAGGCGUUGCCUGUUAUAACAAAAGAAGAGAAGGGCGUCACUCCACGCUUCUACGUUCGUGUUCUUGCCGAGCUGGAAGACUUCAUUAACGAAGUAUGGGAGGACCGUGAAGGGCGUAAAAACUUGUCAAAGAACAAUUCAAAGUCGCUGGGCACAUUGCGCCAAAAGGUGCGCAAGUACAUCAAAGACUUCGAGGAGGAUUUGACUCGUUUCCGUGAAGCGCCUGACCAAGAAAGUGACGCCGAAGAAGAGGAGGCAUACGACUCUGAUCAGGAUAAGCACGAUGCUGGUUCGGAAGAUGUUUUGCGCGACUUCAAACAACCAGCCGAAGCAAAGUCUGCUAAAGCGGCUGCGCCGUCUAAAGCCGCUGUACAGGAUGAUGACUCCGAUGAUUCUAUUGAUUGGGGUUCCGAUUCGGAGUCGGAGUCCGAGUCAUCGGACGAUGAAAAUCAAUAUCAAACCAUGCGUGAGCGUUUCUUGAAGCGCACCAAUGUAGAAAAGGAAGAGAAGGAGGAUCGCGAAGACCGCAAGAAGGAAAAACGCGCUAAGGAGGCUAAGCAACGUCGCAAGCGUAUUGAAGAGGAUGCCGAUGAAGAAGGUGAAUGGGAGACCGUAUUCCCCCACACCGUUGAGAAGCCCAAGAUGUUCGAUAAGGACGCCGAAAUCGAUGUGCCACUAACGCUGCAGAAACUGUCUGAAAUUAUGGCAGCGCGCGGCAAAAGACGUACCGAUCGCCGCAUGCAAAUCGAGAUGCUGUUUGAGUUGCGCGACAUUGCCGAACAACAUCAGUUGGGCAAUGCUGUGGCUGUUAAAAUACACUUCAGCAUCAUUUCGGCCAUUUUCGACUACAACCAGAAAAUCUCUGAACCCAUGAAGUUGGAGCACUGGAGCAAGCUGUUGGAUGUCAUGCAAAGUAUGAUGAAAAUACUGCUGGCCAACGAAGAUAUACGCAUGAGCGAGGAGGUGCAAGAGGAGAACGAAGAGUUCGCAACUGCGCCAUACGCGAUACGCGGUUGUUCGCUGGCUGCAGUGGAGCGCUUGGAUGAUGAGUUCACCAAGCUGCUAAAGGAGUGCGAUCCACACACCAAUGAUUAUGUGUCACGUUUGAAGGAUGAAGUCACCGUAACACGCAUCAUCGAGUCUGUGCUUGAGUACUUUGAGCGCGUUGGUAACAACAAUGAGCGCUGUCGCGUCUAUUUGCGUAAGAUCGAGCACUUGUACUACAAGUUCGAUCCCGAUGUGUUGAAGAAGAAGCGCGGCGAAUUGCCGUCAACCACCGUCACCUCGGUUGAUGUAAUGGAUCGUCUCUGCAAGUUCAUCUACUCCAAGGACGACACGGAUCGUAUACGUACACGCGCUAUUCUGGCGCACAUCUACCAUCACGCCAUGCACGACAACUGGUUCCAGGCACGCGACUUGGUGCUUAUGUCGCACUUGCAGGACACCAUCGAUGCUGCGGAUCCUUCCACACGCAUUCUCUACAAUCGCAUGAUGGCCAAUUUGGGCCUGUGCGCUUUCCGUCAGGAGAACAUCAGGGAUGCGCAUCAUUGCCUGGUCGACUUAAUGGUGACUGGAAAGCCAAAAGAGUUGCUUGCACAAGGCUUGCUGCCACAGCGUCAGCAUGAGCGCUCCGCCGAGCAGGAGAAGAUCGAGAAGCAGCGCCAAAUGCCAUUCCACAUGCACAUCAAUUUGGAGUUGCUCGAGUGUGUGUACUUGGUGUCGGCCAUGCUUUUGGAAAUUCCCUACAUCGCUGCACACGAGUUCGAUGCGCGUCGCCGCAUGAUCAGUAAAACUUUCUACCAACAAUUGCGUUCUUCCGAGCGCCAAUCGCUUGUGGGACCACCCGAGUCGAUGCGCGAGCACGUCGUCGCUGCUGCUAAGGCCAUGCGUUGCGGCAACUGGCAAGCCUGCGCCAAUUUCAUUGUCAACAAGAAGAUGAACACCAAGGUUUGGGAUCUGUUCUACGAGGCCGAUCGCGUGCGCGACAUGCUGGUGAAAUUCAUCAAAGAAGAGUCGCUGCGCACCUAUCUCUUCACCUACUCGAACGUCUACACCUCGCUGAGCAUUCCCUCAUUGGCGCAGAUGUACGAGCUGCCCGUGCAGAAGGUGCAUUCGCUCAUCAGCAAAAUGAUCAUCAACGAGGAGCUCAUGGCCAGCUUAGACGAUCCCACAGAGACCGUGGUUAUGCACCGUUCGGAGCCAUCGCGCCUACAAGCGCUCGCCAUGCAAUUCGUGGACAAGGUCACCAAUCUGGUCGAUGUGAACGAGAAGGUGUUCGACAUGAAGCAGGGCAACUUCUUCCAGCGCGGCAACAUGGGCAACCGCGAUCGCGGCUACAACCGCAACCAGAACAACCAGGGCGGCAACUGGGGUGGCCAGCGACGCGACAAUCGCAAUCAGCGCAAUCGCAACCAACGCAAUCAGCAUCAUCAUCAUAAGCAACAACACCAACAACAGCAGCAGCAGCAGCACCACGAACAACAAGUCCAACAACAGCAGAUCAUCGAGGAAGAGUAAGGCGUACGCCAGCGCCGCAGCGUAACACGUCAAGCAGGCAACCAGUCAAACACAACAAACACUCUAAGAAACUUGAAUGAUGCGAACAAAUGUGAAGGCCGAAGAAAUUAGCAACAAAGAAAACGGUAGCAUAAACUGCUGCUGGCGCACUCUCGCCCCACUGUGCGGGCGUCAUGUCUGCGCCAGUUGUUGCGGGAGUGCGCCAUUUUAGUUAAUGCGAGUUCGAGUGAGCUCAGCACAAUUUCACUAGCUCUGCCUAUUAUAAUUAUUUUAUAUGCAAUUUUUUUACGUAAUGCGUACGCGCAUUUGAGGUAAAACGCGUUGUUUCUUUCUUCACACGCCGGUGACAUGCGGAAUUUGAGUGCUUAAGUUCAACUGCUUGAAAUGUUAACAUAAAGAAUAAAAAUACUACUGAAAUUAAUGUAAUAAUUGAACGACUAAGAUACAUAAAUAUACAAUACAGAUAACUUUCAACAACACUA
This is a messenger RNA of Zeugodacus cucurbitae (melon fly), 3445 nucleotides long. RefSeq names its product eukaryotic translation initiation factor 3 subunit C (gene eIF3c). Gene Ontology annotation, cellular component: eukaryotic translation initiation factor 3 complex. Lineage: Eukaryota; Metazoa; Arthropoda; Insecta; Diptera; Tephritidae. Bases 189 to 2963 code for a protein of 924 amino acids. Gene Ontology annotation, biological process: translational initiation. The record is from RefSeq and is a predicted model, not a curated record. The transcript is spliced from 4 exons. Gene Ontology annotation, molecular function: RNA binding; translation initiation factor activity; translation initiation factor binding.